Messenger RNA from Pseudozyma hubeiensis SY62, 1452 nucleotides. RefSeq lists its product as hypothetical. The record is from RefSeq and is a predicted model, not a curated record. The transcript has a single exon. The coding region runs from base 1 to 1452 and encodes 483 amino acids. NCBI's taxonomy places the organism in Eukaryota, Fungi, Basidiomycota, Ustilaginomycetes, Ustilaginales, Ustilaginaceae. Gene Ontology annotation, cellular component: membrane.
AUGACUUCGGUCCAACGCCCAGCCUCGCACAGUUCGGCUGGCGCCAGCUCCACCGCCCUUCCCUCCCCCAAUCAUGCUUCGAAUCACGACAAAGUCAACUCGGAUGAGUCGACGAGUACAGCGACACCGGCGCGUCAGCCGCCGCAACUCGGUCAGGAGGGCUUCUGGUCACCGCGUAUCAAGGCGCAACGCGCCGCUUAUCUCAAAGGUGUGGGCGCGACGGUGGUGCUCAUCAUGAUUAUCAUCUGGGCCGUCGUGGCGAUCUACUGGGGCUCCGUAUACAAGGAGCUCGAUCUUUCGCCCAACCUCGGUACCUGGAUCAUCAACCGCGACUCGGGCAUCGUCGGCUCAACGGUACAGCAGGCCUUGCUCGACGCCAACAAUGGGCCGAAGCCGCACAGCACCUGGACCGUCAUCGACCCUUCUCGAUUCUCCUCACAGGACCAGGUUGACUACGAGGUGACCAACGCACUCUCCACCUGGAUGGUCGUGACCGUUGCCGAGGACGCAACUUCCAAGCUCGAGCAGGCGCGUGCCAACGGUGAUGCAUCGUGGAACCCGCAAUCUCUGGUCUCGCUCACAUACGCGACGUCCCGAAACUUCCAGGUGAUCCCCGCUACUGUUCUCUCGCCGGCGAUGGAAACGCUCAACAAGGCCUUGGCCCAGCUCGGCGCGCAACUCGCUGGAGAGUAUCUGUCAACGAUCGCCAGCAACCAGACCGCCAUCAACAACCUCGCCAGGGCACCGCAGACCAUCACCCAACCCAUCAUUCCCUUGCAACGUGAUCUGCGCCCGUACGACGUGCCUGUCGCCAUCGCUGUGCUCGUUGUUGGUCUCAUCUACCUCGUCAUUCUGGCGUUCAUCUCUACGAUGGCCAACUUUGGAGCAAGACAGCCGCUGCAGCCAUUCCUCAAAUUCCGAUCUCUGGUAGCAAUGCGCAUCGUCGUGCCGUUGAUUGCCUACUUCUUCAUUUCGCUCAUGAUCUCGUUGCUCAACAUCCCUUUCAACGUACCAUUUGGACGCACGUUCAGCUACGGUGCAGGAUUCAUGACGUGGUGGUGCGCGACGUUUGUCGGCAUGUGCGUAUUCGGCUUCGUGACCGAGUGUUUCAUCUCAAUCGUCGGUCCCAAGUUCAUUGGAUUCACCCUCGUGUUCUGGAUCAUCAUCAAUGUUUCGGUCGCCAACCUUCCGAUCGAGCUUUCACCGUCGUUUUACAGGUACGGCUACUCGAUGCCAUUCUACAGCAUCCGUCAAAUCUACGUCAAGAUCAUCUUUGACGUGGGUCAGCGUGUCGAGAUGCUCAAGUGGUUUGGCAUUCUUUGGGCCUGGCUGGCGGUCAUUCUGCUCACGCUGCCCUUCUGGAUGCACUUUGAGCGAAAGACCAUGGCGAAGGCACAGCAGGCGCAAGCAAAGCAAAAGCAGCAAAAGGAAAAGCCGACGUCAUCGUCGUAG